CCGCGCCGGUCUUCCCUGGCUGUACCACCAUGUGCGUAACGCGCGGGUAGAGCCACAAGAGGUUAGCGGCUCCGGGCAGCCCUGAAGGCCUCAGCCCCAGCUGAGCCUCCUCAGAGAAGCCCGUUCCCUUCUCAAAUCUAUGGACGCUUUCCCAACUUGCGUCUUCCCUAGUUACCGUCCCCGCUCUAACUCAGCUCUCACCCGGGGAUAGUCUAUGGUAUAUGCCACUCCCAGCUGAUCCGGUGCCUUGGCGAAACCAAACCGCUCAAGGACAGGGGGAGGCAAGGCGCCGGCGGGGGGGACGCAUUGUUGAGUCAGGGGCCGAGUGGCGGGGGAGGGCUGGCGCACCCCGCUGCCACAGCGGGGUCGUCACAGAAGCCGGCGGGCGGGAGGGGCCUCCGCACGGAUCUCCGCGCCGUGUCUCCGCUCCCCAGCGGGCCCGACCGGUAGGGCGCGGCCGCCCCCCUCCCGCGGCCGCCCCUCCACCACCUCCCCAGUGGUGUCUCCCGGCUCCAGCUGACCGGCCUGGAAUCCCGGCUGGGAACCCCGCGCCCCCCCGCCUGCCGCUGCCGCCGCCCCGCGCCCCGGCCCCACCAUGGGAGACGCCGGCAGCGAGCGCAGCAAGGCGCCCAGCCUGCCACCGCGCUGCCCCUGCGGCUUCUGGGGAUUUCCAGAAGAAACAGCCAGACGAUGACUCUACUCCCAGCACAAGCAACAGCCAGUCAGAUUUGUUCUCUGGAGAAACAAACAGUGACAACAGCAAUACCUCUCUAACCAUGCAGGCCGCUAACUCCAACCAGCAACUUUUGACAGAACUGAAUGUAACUUCACCGAGCAAAGAGGAAUGUGGGCCAUGCACAAGUACAGCUCAUGCCUCGUUAACCACACCAACCAAAAGAUCUUGCAACUCAGAUUCACAGUCGGAGAGUGAGGCUUCUCCUGAGAAACGGCCACGGCUACUGGAUGACAGUAAUGACAGACCUGAAGAAACCAGUCGAUCCAAACAGAAGAGUAGACGCCGAUGCUUCCAGUGCCAAACAAAACUGGAGCUAGUACAGCAGGAACUGGGAUCAUGUCGCUGUGGUUAUGUGUUCUGUAUGUUACAUCGCCUGCCUGAACAGCAUGACUGCACAUUUGACCACAUGGGACGUGGGCGUGAGGAAGCCAUUAUGAAAAUGGUGAAACUGGAUCGGAAAGUAGGGAGAUCUUGCCAACGCAUUGGCGAAGGAUGUUCCUGAGUGCAAGACUGCAACCAAAUGCUGUUCUCUUAGUUCACUAAUGUUAGCCUUAUUUAGGACAAAGUCAGCCAGACACCUUGUACUAGGCAAGUUUCAGACUACAGCCAAUCAGUUUCCUUUCUUUAGCCAGCUGUCCUGGUACUGUAGUUUAGGGGUUGAUGGUGGUUGAAAUUGAUUUCUGGCUGGUUACUAAGGUGCCUGCUAGCCACCGUAUAAAAAUAAAACAUGAAGAAAUACUA
Molecule: messenger RNA, 1477 nt
Organism: Pezoporus occidentalis (night parrot)
Lineage: Eukaryota; Metazoa; Chordata; Aves; Psittaciformes; Psittacidae
Gene: ZFAND3
Product: zinc finger AN1-type containing 3
Exons: 5
Coding region: 222-1238 (338 amino acids)
Molecular function (GO): DNA binding; zinc ion binding
Source: RefSeq, a predicted model, not a curated record